AUGUCGAUGAUGGAGAAGAUCAGCGAGACGCUCCACAUUGGCGGGCACAAGAAGGAGGAGGAGCACAAGAAGGAGGACAAGGCCCACGCCGCCGGCGAGCACAAAGGCCACGACCAUCCGGCGGGGGUUCCUUGCUCCGGAUCCGGGGCGGUGCCUCCUCCAGCGGCCGCGGGGUACAAGAAGGACGAGGAGCACAAGGCCGGGGAGGAGAAGAAGCACGAAGGGUUCAUGGAGAAGAUCAAGAAGAAGAAGAAGGACCGCAAGGAGCGCAAGGAAGGCGAGGGCAAGGGCAGCAGCAGCAGCAGCAGCGAUUCGGACUAG
Molecule: messenger RNA, 321 nt
Organism: Selaginella moellendorffii
Lineage: Eukaryota; Viridiplantae; Streptophyta; Lycopodiopsida; Selaginellales; Selaginellaceae
Product: dehydrin HIRD11
Exons: 1
Coding region: 1-321 (106 amino acids)
Source: RefSeq, a predicted model, not a curated record